This is a messenger RNA of Symbiodinium sp. CCMP2456, 1302 nucleotides long. The record is from the annotation of a GenBank genome assembly. Lineage: Eukaryota; Dinophyceae; Suessiales; Symbiodiniaceae.
AUGCUGCACAGGUGGAACUUGGCAAAGACUCUGGUCGUCAAGGUUCCUGAGGACCAGGUGCUGAAGAAGCUAAUAGACAAGACCGCCGAGUUCGUGGCAGAUGAGGGCUGGGACUUUGAGAAGCUGCUCCUCGACAAAGAGAAGGAGAACCCCAGGUUUUCCUUCAUGUCCACAGACAAGCAAAAUUUGGAGGAUCCGCUCCAUGUCUACUAUCGUUGGCGGACCUUCUCCUUCGCACAGGGAGACAAUGAGAUCUACUGGCGAGCAGAGCUCCGCGCUUGGCUGCCGGAUGCACUUCUGACCGCUUCCCUGCCAUUCUUUCAAAACUACUUCUGCGGCCAGCAGGCGGUUCCCGACGUGCAGAGAAUAGAGCUGGCUUUGCCCAGCUCGGUGCUUGACUCAGUUCUGGCAUGGAAUGCAGGCCUUCACCGGCCGUCAACUGCAAAGUUCUGCACUGGCAGUGAGAGCAAUCUUACUUUCGAGAUAUACAUACUGCCUACCAGUUGUGCUGCCCUCUGCUCUCUCAGACCCUCUAGUCAACGCCAUGCCAGCCGAGUGCGAGUGCGUAAGUCCAAGCCUGAAACACAGCUGCUAAAGGGUCCGGCGUUUGAGCUGCUGCGGCAAAAGCUCAGCGGCACCGGUGCCAGUGUGUCCACCAGUGGCAAGGACAAUGUGAUAGGUGGUCAGCAGUUUCGAGCAUUGCUGGGCUUCAAUGAGCCCGACAUUCACUCGCAGGCGCACAUGGACCCAUGGCAUGCAGCAGCCAUCUGGCAUGAGGUGGAGCAGGUGGCUCGCAACUAUGGCGUUCAGAAGCUUGUAAGCCCGGCGAUGUGCGGAGACAUUGGCAAAGGCACAUCUUGGAUGCAGCAGUUCUUGGACGCUUGCAAAGGCUGCCGGAUCGAUGCCAUCGCCAUCCACAGCUACUGGUGCAGCCUGGAUGGUGUGCAGAACCUCGUUGAGCAAUACCGGCGUUUUGGGAAGAAGAUUUGGCUGACAGAGUUUGCUUGCGCAGCGCCAGGAGUGGACGUGUCCAUGCAGGGCCAGAUCAAAUUCAUGAAGGAUGUCGUGCCGUGGUUGGAGCAGGAAGACUUGGUUGAGAAGUAUGCUUGGUUCAGCUACUUUACCAACGAGUGGGCACAUGGCAUCACGAAUCCCAACCCUGAUGCUGGACUAGUUGACUGGAACGGCGCUUUGUCAGAGCUGGGGCGGGUCUAUGUAAGCCUGGGCCACCACCGGCGCCUGGAAGGCAACGCGAGCUUCCAAGAAGUGCAGCCUAAUGUCACCCAACCGAUCUUUCCAUGA